Messenger RNA from Pseudonaja textilis, 1904 nucleotides. It is a transcript of the gene PFKFB4, whose product is annotated as 6-phosphofructo-2-kinase/fructose-2,6-biphosphatase 4. Gene Ontology annotation, cellular component: cytosol. Gene Ontology annotation, biological process: fructose 2,6-bisphosphate metabolic process; fructose metabolic process. Gene Ontology annotation, molecular function: 6-phosphofructo-2-kinase activity; ATP binding; fructose-2,6-bisphosphate 2-phosphatase activity. NCBI's taxonomy places the organism in Eukaryota, Metazoa, Chordata, Lepidosauria, Squamata, Elapidae. The record is from RefSeq and is a predicted model, not a curated record.
GUCCGCGGCGAGGAGCGGGAGACCCUCUUGUGGGGCUUUGCGCCCUCAGCAGGAGGCUCCUGCGGCCGCCGCCGAUGAGCCUUCCCCGCCAGAGGUCGGCGUUAGCGACCGGGCUGCCUUUUUAGCCGCAGACUUUCUAUGGGCUCGGGCUGAGCGUGCCUGCGGCGGUCACCUUUUGCUCUGCCGUCUUUCCUCCGGUGGGGCAACCGAGGCUGCCGGCGCAGCGCCGAGGAGCGGGUGGCUACAGCUCAGCCGCGGCACGGAUGUCGGUCUCCAGGUGCUGCAGAGGCGGAGGAGACGGCGGUAAACCUGAGCGCCUUUUGCAAGGCCGAGCUUGGAAAGUAUGCAUGACAAACUGUCCUACUCUGAUUGUAAUGGUUGGCCUUCCAGCAAGAGGAAAAACUUACAUAUCAAAAAAAUUGACACGCUACUUAAAUUGGAUUGGAGUGCCUACGAAAGAGUUUAAUGUUGGUCAGUACCGUCGAGAUUUGGUAAAAACAUACAAGUCCUUUGAAUUCUUCUUGCCAGACAAUAAAGAAGCCCUGAAAAUCCGAAAAAAGUGUGCCUUAGCAGCACUGAAUGAUGUUCAACGAUAUCUUUGUGAAGAAAAUGGGCACGUGGCAGUUUUUGAUGCUACAAAUACUACAAGGGAACGUAGAGACACCAUAUAUAAGUUUGGUGAAGAAAAUGGAUUUAAGACUUUUUUUGUGGAGUCAGUAUGCGUUGAUCCUGAGGUUAUUGCUGCAAAUAUUGUGCAAGUGAAAUUAGGCAGUCCUGAUUAUAUUGACUGUGCUAGUGAUGAAGCUACAGAGGACUUUAUGAAAAGAAUUGAGUGUUACAAGAAUUCAUAUGAGACAUUGGAUGAAAAUCUAGACAAGGAUCUUUCUUAUAUUAAAAUCAUGGAUGUUGGAAGGAGUUACCUUGUAAACCAUGUAAUGGAUCAUAUUCAGAGUCGGAUUGUUUACUACCUCAUGAAUAUCCAUGUAACUCCUCGUUCCAUCUACCUGUGUCGACAUGGUGAAAGUGAACUAAAUCUAAAGGGAAGAAUAGGAGGAGACACAGGCUUAUCCCAUAGAGGGAAAGAGUUUGCCAAGAGCUUGGGCCAGUUCAUUAAUGAUCAGAACAUCAAAGAUCUGAAGGUCUGGACAAGUCAGAUGAAGAGGACCAUUCAGACUGCUGAGGCUCUGAGAGUGCCUUAUGAGCAGUGGAAAGUUUUAAAUGAAAUUGAUGCGGGAGUCUGUGAAGAAAUGACAUAUGAAGAAAUUCAGGAAAAUUAUCCCUUAGAAUUUGCUUUGAGAGACCAGGACAAAUACAGAUACAGAUAUCCUAAGGGCGAGUCCUAUGAAGAUCUUGUUCAAAGGUUAGAGCCAGUAAUUAUGGAGCUGGAAAGGCAGGAAAACGUGCUUGUAAUCUGUCACCAAGCUGUUAUGCGUUGUUUGCUUGCUUACUUUUUGGAUAAGCCUGCAGAACAAUUGCCUUAUCUCAAGUGCCCUCUGCAUACUGUCUUAAAGCUAACUCCAGUGGCUUAUGGUUGCAAAGUGGAAUCUAUUUUCCUAAAUGUUGAUGCUGUAAACACACACAGGGAUAAACCACUGAAUGUAGACAUUGUCAGACCUCCUGAGGAUGCCCUUGUAACUGUCCCUGCUCACCUGUGAAUCCUGUUUCCUGAUCAGCUAUGAAAGAUGUGAAUGUGUGUGUGAGCCGCUCUCGAGAAGAAGCCUUGAGGACCGUACCUAAUCAUUUGUAGCUCUCUGGUCUCCCAGGCUGCUAUCCAAUGUCAACAUUAAGGACACUUCUCAGGGACACGAUGAUGAAAGCCUUCAAAGGAGGCAGCCAGCAAGGCCGAAAAAAUGCCUGGUCUCUUUUAAAAUGAAUUUCAAGACUAACUGAGCAUUAAAGUAAAA